Molecule: messenger RNA, 717 nt
Organism: Geosmithia morbida
Lineage: Eukaryota; Fungi; Ascomycota; Sordariomycetes; Hypocreales; Bionectriaceae
Product: glycerol-1-phosphatase
Exons: 3
Coding region: 1-717 (238 amino acids)
Molecular function (GO): beta-phosphoglucomutase activity; sugar-phosphatase activity
Source: RefSeq, a predicted model, not a curated record
AUGGGUUCGCAAGCGGGAUACACGCAGCCGCCUAUCCAGGUCUCCUUUGACGGCUUCCUGUUUGACAUGGACGGAACGAUUAUCGACUCGACAUCGGCCGUUGUCAAGUACUGGCGGGCCGUGGGAAAAGAGAUUGGUGUAGAUCCCGACACGAUUCUCGAGACGUCUCACGGUCGUAGGAGUAUAGAUGUCCUCAAGAUUCUCGCCCCGGAAAAGGCAACGAUAGAAUACGCUCAGGAAAUGGAAGGCCGCCUUCCCCGCGACUACUCCGACGAAGCCGUCGAGAUCCCGGGAGCACGAUCCAUGCUGGACAAGCUGACCUCCCUCUCGGCACCGUGGACCAUCGUCACGUCAGGCACGAUACCCUUGGUGACGGGCUGGCUAAAGGUCAUGUCGCUGACGACGCCGGAGCACCUCGUGACAGCCGAGUCGGUGUCCCAGGGCAAGCCCGACCCGGGAUGCUACCUCCUGGGCAGGGAGAAGCUGGGUCUCCACGAGAGGUCCAACGACAUUCUGGUCCUGGAGGACGCCCCCGCGGGCAUCAGGGCCGGCAAAGCCGCCGGGUGCAAGGUGCUGGGCCUGGUGACGAGCCACACGGUGGAUCAGGUGGUCGAGGCCGGACCUGACUGGGUCGUCCAGGACCUGUCUUCCGUCCGGGUUGUGGGUAAGGAGGGGGGCAAAGUGAUGAUUGAGAUAUCACAUUCGCUCAAGAUGUAG